Microbotryum saponariae is the source of this 2809-nucleotide messenger RNA. NCBI's taxonomy places the organism in Eukaryota, Fungi, Basidiomycota, Microbotryomycetes, Microbotryales, Microbotryaceae. The record is from the annotation of a GenBank genome assembly.
AUGUCGACAAGUACCUCGUCUCUCGCGGCGACGGCGAGCGCGGCGGCUUCUACGACUAAACCGGCCAGUUACAAGGUAGGCACACGCAAGCAAAGAGUCUAGGGGAAGGGUCAUUGUGCACCUUUCGCUCGGAAUGGCCGAUGGCUAGCCUGGGAGGAAGUUUCUUGGCGUGACAUAGCGCGUCACGACUCUCGAGCAUCACCGAGCCGAACGUGGCGGGAGCUGAGGCGACAGUGACAACAGCCGACCGGACAGGAGGUAGCGCCUGGUAGCGACCGACACCGAGGCCGAGGCCGCACCUAAUCAGUGCACGGGGAAUACUGAUAAGGCUACAUUGUUCCGACUCAGAUCAUCGGUAUUUGCUUGGCCGUCGGCAGUGGACUGUUCAUCGGAACCAGUCAGUAUUGCCCACUGCCUCCCCGCCGCAUGCUUCAAUGUCUGAGGCAGCGUCUCGACAACUGACCCUUGGUGGUUCUUUGUACCUAGGCUUUGUCGUCAAGAAAAAGGUACGACCGAGCACAGCAGCUCGGGAUGUCGAGGAGCGGCACUCACGCUUCGUUUACCGUGCUCGGCCGUGCAGGGUCUUCUGGCUUCGCAACAAAAGUCGGGCAAUGUGGCCGGAGAGGGGCACGCCUACCUCAAGAGUUGGCUAUGGUGGACGGGGAUGAUACUCAGUCAGUGCGAACGGUUCUAUCGCAGCCGUGCCCACGCCCUCUGACGGUCCUCCUUCCUCCGCGAGUGGGCAGUGAUUCUCGGCGAAGUGCUCAACUUUGUCGCCUACGCCUUCACGGAAGCCGUGCUCGUAACCCCACUCGGCGCACUUUCCGUCGUCAUCUGUGCGAUCCUGUCGUCCAUCUUCCUCAAGGAAAGGCUCACCUUCUUUGGCAAGAUCGGCUGCGUUUUGGCGAUCCUCGGCGCGACGAUCGUCGCUCUCAACGGACCCAAGGAUUCCUCGGCGACGACGAUUCCCGUCUUUCAAAAACUGUUCCUUGCCCCCGGGUUCUUGGUUUUCGGUAGUCUCGUCAUCGUGGGUCCCUACUGAUGUUCCGCCGUAAUCGUUUGAGUUGUCGUUGACGCCUGUGCGUCGCCUGUGCACAGCUCGUCUCCUUAGGCCUCAUCUUUUUCGUCGCCCCCAAAUACGGCAAGACGCACAUGCUCGUCUACAUCACUAUCUGCUCACUCAUCGGCGGUCUUUCCGUCGCGUGCACGUCGGGGCUCGGCGCUUCCAUCUUAACCUCGAUCCGGGGCGACAACCAGUUCAAGCACUGGUUCAUCUACUUCCUCCUCGGCUUUGUCAUCAUCACGCUCUUGACCGAGAUCAACUACCUCAAUGUUUGUUCGAGUACUAAUCACGGACCCGGCUGCAUUGGAAUGAAAGCUGACCCGUCGCUUCUGCGCUUUGGAUUUUGCAGAAAGCUCUCGAGCUCUACAAUACGGCGUAAGUUAAGACGGCGGUUCGGUUCGGAAUCUGGACCUACUGAUACUGAUCUCUCAUACGGUUUGCUUCGACAGGAUGGUCACGCCCACUUACUACGUCCUAUUCACGGGUUGCACCUUGAUCACGGCGUCGAUUCUCAACCAGGGCUUUGAGGCGUCGCCGGUUGAUAUCGUGACUGUCGUCAUGGGAUUCCUCGUCAUUUGCUGCGGUGCGUUCAAGUAACAAACGCUUUAAUCUUGCGAUCUGUCCCCUGAGCAUGCUUCGAUACACAUCCCCAGGGAUCAUCUUGCUGCAACUGUCCAAAGUUGACCCCGUGGACGUCGCGGAAAAGCUCGAUCGCCGAUCGACAAUCCUCUUCACCGGUGGUCGGAGUCGCGCCAACACGAUGCAAGAAAAGGUGCUUGAAAUGGAGGAGCCGGGGAUGGAUGCCUUGCGAGGCUCGUUCGGAGCGUUCGGUUCGAUCCACCGCGCCGUGAGUGCGAGGAGGUCGAUGCGACGCGAGCCGGGCUUUGAUCCGAACGAAGUGAGGCGACGACACGGCGCGCCGGGGGCGAUGGGAAGUGGUCCACAACAGUCCGUGCCGAUGCGGUCUUAUCAAUUGUACGAUGCACCCAUGCCUUCGGACGCUCUGGACAAGAUCUCGCUGCACAGUGGCGGUCAGCCUUCGCCGAGCGCGCCCUUUGCUCAGACGGAGCGCGAUCGUUCCCCUUCCAUCACGUUCUCGCCGGCCGACAACGUGCACCGAUGUGAGUUGCCUCGAGGAUGACCUUCUGUAGAGAGGCACAGUGCUGAUCCUUGAUGAGACCUGAACUCGCAGACGCUCGCGACCCUCGCUCGAAGCAAGGCGUGUCUCACGACGAAGUGACCCUGCAACCGCAUGCACACGAGCACCACGGGCCCGUGGACGCUCCCUCUUCAGCCGACAUUGGCACCUCGUCUUUCCUUGGUGCCAGCGCUCCGCGCACGCCCUCUCCUUCUUCGAUCGAUCGAAUCCGACAUGGCUCCUACCCUCUCCCGAGUUCUACCAGCGUCAGCCCGUACCCACCCCGCCUCGAACCCCCACAACUCGACGCGCCGGAACAGCUCAUCUCCCCCGCUUCCAAGAGUCGUUUCGGGAUCUCGAUGCCCUUCAUUCACCACGACUCAUCCUCCUCGAAGGUUCACGAGAACAAUGCGAAUCGCUCGAGGGCCGGGACUUUGACGUCGCACCGCUCGUUCGAAGCACCCCAUGGACCUAAAGAUCUCGACCAGGCCGAGUCCAAGAGCUUGGUCAACCAUGCUCGAACGGACUCGAAAGCCGAUAGUGAAAGUGAUGGCGAAGACGGGUUCGGCGAGAGUAUCGAACGUAUCGAUACGCGGGAUCAAUUGUAG